Messenger RNA from Chondrus crispus (carragheen), 642 nucleotides. RefSeq lists its product as hypothetical. The transcript has a single exon. The record is from RefSeq and is a predicted model, not a curated record. The coding region runs from base 1 to 642 and encodes 213 amino acids. Lineage: Eukaryota; Rhodophyta; Florideophyceae; Gigartinales; Gigartinaceae.
AUGGGUGUAGAGGAAGCGGAAGCCGAAGCGGAGGCGACUGCGUGGGAUGAUGGGAGCGGAAACAUGGUGGCGGAAGUGGUGCCCGCGCUCGCGGUAACGCCGGACGCAUCAUUCAUGCAGGACUACGGGAUGCUGCAGACUGCGAACGCGGCGCCGUUACCAUUCGACGAAGCGCUCGGCGUGGAGGGCGCAGAGCUGCUAGGGCCGGGGCCAGGGCCAGGGCCAGGGCUAGGGACGGGGACGCAGGCGGUGAGCGGGGUGGGUGUGGAGGUGGUACAGCGCGGGUCGGAUUGGAGCACGUCGAAGAGCUGCUCGGGGAAGGAGUGGAGCACGUGGAGCGAGGCGGAGACGUCGCGGGCCGCGAGCAGCGGCGGCAGCGCGGGGGCGGCGAGCGGCACGGCGGUCAAGGCCGAGCUGCGCAAGCAGCGCAACCGGGCCGCGGCCGCGCGGAGCAACGUCAAGCGCAAGGUGCGCAACGAGACGCUGCGACGCGACCUCGCGGCGGCCAGCCGGCGCGCGGCGCAGCUCCGCGCCGUCGAGAAGGUGCUCCGCGAGGAAAACGUGCGCCUCAGAAGCCUCGCCAACCGCCACAAGCUGCGCGUCGGCGCCCACCUCUCCCACAUACAGAUCUCUCGGUCGUAG